UGCGGGGCGGGGGCGGGGCCAGCGGGCCAGGGGGGCGCGGGGCGCUGGGCCCGGACGGGCACGGCGGAGGAGGGGCUCAGGUGACGCGGACCGGGAUCGGGUCCCGCCGCGCACCCCAGACUUGGUCCAGGUGUCCGGUCGGCGGCGUUCCCGCUCUCUCUUGUCCGGUCAGAGUCCCCGUCUAGCCGGGGAGCUGGUGGUCACCAUGGCAAUGCGAGAGCUGGUGGAGGGCGAAUGUGGGGGUGCCAACCCGCUCAUGAAGCUGGCCACCCACUUCACCCAGGACAAGGCCCUUCGGCAGGAGGGACUGAGGCCUGGCCCCUGGCCCCCGGGAGCCUCUGCAGCGGAGACGGUUUCCAAGCCUCUGGGAGUAGGUUCUGAAGAUGAGUUGGUGGCAGAAUUCCUGCAGGACCAGAAUGCACCCCUUGUAUCCCGUGCCCCUCAGACCUUCAAGAUGGAUGAUCUCCUGGCAGAGAUGCAGGAGAUUGAACAGUCAAGCUUUCGCCAGGCUCCUCAGAGAGCCCCCGGUGUAGCAGACUUGGCCUUGUCUGAGAACUGGGCCCAGGAGUUUCUUGCCGCUGGAGAUGCUGUGGAUGUAGCUCAGGACUAUAAUGAGACUGACUGGUCUCAAGAGUUCAUUGCCGAAGUUACAGAUCCCUUGUCUGUGUCCCCUGCUCGAUGGGCUGAGGAGUAUCUGGAGCAGUCUGAGGAGAAGCUGUGGUUAGGAGAGCCAGAAGGAACAUCCACCACUGAUCGAUGGUAUGAUGAAUACCGUCCCGAGGAGGAUCUGCAGCACACAGCCAGUGACUUUGUGUCCAAGGUGGAUGACCCCAAAUUGGCUAACUCUGAGUUCCUGAAAUUCGUGCGGCAGAUUGGCGAGGGGCAGGUGUCCCUGGAGUCCGCUGCAGGGUCGGGCCGAGCUCAGGCAGAGCAGUGGGCAGCAGAGUUUAUGCAGCAGCAGGGCACCUCAGAGGCCUGGGUUGAUCAGUUCACAAGAUCAGGAAACAACACGUCUGCCCUUGAUGUGGAAUUUGAACGAGCCAAGUCAGCUAUAGAGUCUGAUGUCGAUUUCUGGGACAAGUUGCAGGCAGAAUUGGAGGAAAUGGCAAAACGGGAUGCUGAGGCGCACCCCUGGCUUUCUGACUAUGAUGACCUCACGUCCACUUCCUAUGACAAGGGGUACCAGUUUGAGGAGGAGAAUCCCCUGCGUGACCACCCUCAGGCUUUUGAAGAAGGGCUGCGUCGACUUGAGGAGGGCGAUCUGCCCAAUGCCGUGCUGCUUUUUGAGGCUGCUGUGCAGCAGGAUCCUAAGCACAUGGAAGCUUGGCAGUAUCUGGGUACCACCCAGGCUGAGAAUGAGCAGGAGCUCCUGGCUAUCAGUGCCCUGCGGAGGUGUCUGGAGCUAAAGCCAGAUAACCGGACAGCACUGAUGGCGCUGGCUGUAAGCUUUACCAACGAGUCCCUGCAGCGACAGGCCUGUGAGACCCUGCGAGACUGGCUGCGCUACUCACCAGCCUAUGCCCAUCUGGUGGCUCCUGGUGAAGAAGGGGCUAGUGGGACAGGACUGGGUCCCAGCAAGCGUGUCUUGGGAUCUCUGUUGUCUGACUCCCUGUUUCUUGAAGUGAAAGAGCUCUUCCUGGCAGCUGUGCGUUUGGACCCUACUUCCAUUGACCCUGAUGUGCAGUGUGGCUUGGGAGUCCUCUUCAACCUGAGUGGGGAGUACGACAAGGCUGUGGACUGCUUUACGGCUGCCCUCAGUGUUCGUCCCAAUGACUAUUUGUUGUGGAACAAACUUGGGGCCACCUUGGCCAAUGGGAACCAGAGUGAAGAAGCAGUGGCUGCCUACCGUAGAGCCCUUGAACUACAGCCUGGGUACAUCCGGUCUCGCUAUAACCUAGGCAUCAGCUGCAUCAACCUCGGGGCUCACCGGGAGGCCGUGGAACACUUUUUGGAGGCGCUGAACAUGCAGAGGAAGAGCCGGGGCCCUCGGGGUGAGGGGGGCGCCAUGUCAGAGAACAUCUGGAGUACCCUGCGAUUGGCGUUAUCUAUGUUAGGUCAGAGCGAUGCCUAUGGGGCGGCUGAUGCUCGGGAUCUGUCUGCCCUUCUAGCUAUGUUUGGCCUGCCCCAGUGACAGUGGGAUGAGCUGCCCUGUGAGUGUCUGCCUGGAGGGCUUCUUGCUCUGGGUGUGACUCCCUCUCCUCCAGUGGGCCUACCAAGGGGUUGGGCUGAUGACCACGAGCGGUACGACCUCUCAGGAGCUGCCUCGAUGUAGGGGUGCAUAGUCUGUGUCCUAGGUCCUACAUAAUUGUAGGGAAUGAGCUGUCUCUGUCCCUUGGUAAUUCAGGGGCUGUCUAUCCAGCUACAGAUCUCUUUCUGCUCAUCAUUGCCCUUUCUUGGUGCUGCUUUUUGGGUAGGACCCAAUGACAUAGGGAGAUUGUUGUCAUCAGCUGCCAUUAAUGAUAGGGUCUACCACAUUUGUAAGUCUCUCCUUACCCUACUCUUACUGGGAAUUGGCAAUAGUCCAGCUUCCUUGGGCAGUGGCGUGUAAGAGUCCUCACAGCUGUGUGAUGCUGUGUGGGAUGGAUGUUAGCAGUUGGUCUGUUCACUGAAACGCUGACGUGUCUCCACAGACCCAAGCUUGGGACAGGUGCUCAUAGUUCUGUCACUUGUGGGAGUGAGCUGGGAUGCUCUGUGGUUGGACCCUGAAGUAGUGGAUGCUCAUGUGGCUACUGUAGUGUCCUCAGGGCCUGGGCUCAUCACUGCAGGGAGCAUGGGCUUUGAGGAGCAAUGAGCCUAGAGUCUGAGGUGGGACAGUAGGGGUGUGGUCAGUACUGCAGUCCCCUCUGCUCCUUGAGAGACCUGUAAGCAGGAACUGAGCAAACUUGUAGCAAACUGGUUCAGAAGUUGUGUUCUUGCCAAAUUCCCAGCAAAAGGAGGGUUCAGUGUUACCAUAAGCCUUCUUGAAACAUUUGUAGGGGAUAGCAUUGAACACCCCCCCCCCAUAUUACCUCCACAAGGUGAAGAUCAAGGGAUGCUGAGGGAGCAGCUGGGUUCUUCUCCACUGUCCUCUGUGUGGGGAGACACACAAGCCCCCACAAAUGACUGCUAAGCCUCUUGCCUUGUCUUCAGGAGCUAAUGAUCAGAGAUUUUUUUUUUAACUGCCAUGGUCCCAAGGUUCCAUCCUGAAAUUUAUUUUUCUUUGUAUGCAUAUGUGUAAAUGAUUUAAAAAUAAAACUGUAAAAUAUUUGUAUGAAGAAUAAAUUGACCUGAUAUGGGUAGGA
Alexandromys fortis (reed vole) is the source of this 3281-nucleotide messenger RNA. RefSeq names its product peroxisomal biogenesis factor 5 (gene Pex5). Gene Ontology annotation, cellular component: cytosol; peroxisomal membrane. Gene Ontology annotation, biological process: protein import into peroxisome matrix, docking. Gene Ontology annotation, molecular function: protein binding. Bases 206 to 2131 code for a protein of 641 amino acids. The record is from RefSeq and is a predicted model, not a curated record. The transcript has 16 exons. Lineage: Eukaryota; Metazoa; Chordata; Mammalia; Rodentia; Cricetidae.